AUAACCACUAGCGGGAUUCAGGAAAUUCGUUAAGGCCAAACAAAGAAGAAAAUGGCCACCAUUGCUGUUCCUAAUCAGGUUUCAAUUAGUGAUGAUGCACAAGCUCUUUACAAGGCCUGCAAAGGAUGGGGCACCGAUGAGAAGGCAAUAAUUGCAGUGUUGGGUCGUAGAAACGCGGCUCAAAGAAGGCAAAUCAGGCAAGCUUAUGAAGAGCUUUACGAUGAAGAUCUCGUCAGGCGUCUCGAAAGAGAACUUUCUGGUGAUUUUGAGAAAGCAAUGUAUCGUUGGAUAUUGGAUCCAGCCGAUCGAGAUGCGGUGUUAGCGCAUGCGGAGCUUAGGAAAUCGAGCCAUGAACACCCGGUGCUGGUCGAGAUUUCGUGCGCCAGAUCCUCUGAGGAGCUCCUGUUUAUAAGAAGAGCCUAUCACGCUCGAUACAAACGUUCCCUAGAAGAAGAAGUUUACGAUUAUACCAAAGGAGACACCCGAAAGCUCUUGAUUGCGUUGGUGAGUGCAUUCAGAUAUGAGGGGGAAGAGAUAAACAAAAAACUAGCAAAAUCCGAAGCCAAAGAGCUCCAUGAAGCUAUCAAAGACAACAAAUUCAACAACGACGAUGUUAUUAGGAUCAUUACUUCGAGGAGCAAACCGCAGCUCCAAGCCACUUUCAAUUUUUAUCGGGAAGAAGAAGGCACUUCCAUUACUAAGAAUUUGCCUAAUAAAUCUAAAGACGAAUUCCUUGAAACACUACGUAUCACGGUUCGAUGCUUCAAGGACCCAGUAAAGUACUUCGAAAAGGUUUUGCGGAAAUCGAUCCAAAGGUUAGGAACCGACGAGGAUGCUCUAACGAGAGUGAUCGUUACGAGGGCUGAAAAGGACCUCAAAGAAAUCAAAGAGCUUUAUUGUAGGAGAAACAGUGUGCGUCUUGACGAUGCUGUUGACAAGGACACUAGAGGGGAUUACAAGGACAUGCUUCUUACUCUGUUGGGGAAUGAAGUUUGA
This is a messenger RNA of Hibiscus syriacus, 996 nucleotides long. RefSeq names its product annexin-like protein RJ4. NCBI's taxonomy places the organism in Eukaryota, Viridiplantae, Streptophyta, Magnoliopsida, Malvales, Malvaceae. The transcript is spliced from 6 exons. Bases 52 to 996 code for a protein of 314 amino acids. Gene Ontology annotation, molecular function: calcium-dependent phospholipid binding; calcium ion binding. The record is from RefSeq and is a predicted model, not a curated record. Gene Ontology annotation, cellular component: cytoplasm.